Entelurus aequoreus (snake pipefish) is the source of this 3653-nucleotide messenger RNA. It is a transcript of the gene cygb2, whose product is annotated as cytoglobin 2. The coding region runs from base 628 to 1200 and encodes 190 amino acids. Gene Ontology annotation, molecular function: oxygen binding; iron ion binding; heme binding. Gene Ontology annotation, biological process: oxygen transport. Lineage: Eukaryota; Metazoa; Chordata; Actinopteri; Syngnathiformes; Syngnathidae. The record is from RefSeq and is a predicted model, not a curated record. The transcript has 3 exons.
GUACCUAUAUACAUAUUUAUUUAUUUAUUUUUAAUUAAUUUUGGCCAAAGGGGGUGAAUUUCAAUUUCUUACACACACUUGUUAUUACAUAUGUUGACCAGAGGGGGAGCACUUAAACAAAAAUGUACACACACUUGUUAUUUCAUAUGUUGACUGUAAAUUGUUUUGGGGCCACCCUCAUUUAGAUAGAUGUCACCAGCAGGGGUGCAAAUGAGACAUUGUCUAUUAGAUGCAAUGUUAUUGGGACCAUGAUUUAUGUCAUCACCUCCUCAUAUGGAAGAUACUUUUCCUUCUUCAUGUCUCAAGAAGCGCAGAAAUACAAGAACACACACACACACACACACACACACACACACACACACAGGAUGAGGAUGAAGAUGAUGGAGAAGAAGUAUGAGGGGCAGCAUCAGUAUCAUCAGCACCACUGAGGACAAAGUCAUGAAGAAGUAGUUUUGAGGAAGAACCAAGGAGACAUUUUCCCUGCUCCUCUUCCUCCUCUUCUCGUCGGCGGACCUCCUCCCAUCUCCCGCCGUGGGGUCUCAGCUGGCCGUGUCCCUCCCCCCGUCCCUCGCUCCCUACCUCCCGCGGGCUCUGCUGGGAUCCUCCGGGCUGCUGCGCGGCAGGAGGAUGUCUCGCAGGGCGUCUCCCGGCCCCGAGGAGCCGCGGAGGCGGGAGGUGGAGCGCCACGACGAGCGUCCGGAGCGCGCCGAGCCGCUGUCGGACGACGAGAGGGAGCUGAUCCAGGACACGUGGGGCCAGGUCUACAAGAACUGCGAGGACGUGGGAGUGUCCGUGCUCAUCAGGUUCUUUGUGAACUUCCCCUCUGCCAAGCAGUACUUCAGCCAGUUCCAGGACAUGGAGGACCCCGAGGAGAUGGAGCGCAGCUCCCAGCUGCGACACCACGCCCGCAGGGUGAUGAACGCCAUCAACACGGUGGUGGAGAACCUCAAUGACCCGGAGAAGGUGUCCUCGGUCUUGGCCCUGGUGGGAAAAGCUCAUGCUGUCAAACACAAAGUGGAGCCAAUGUACUUCAAGAUACUGAGCGGGGUGAUGCUGGAGGUGUUUUCUGAAGACUUUCCCGAGUUCUUCACGGCCGAGGCGCAGGUGGUGUGGAGCAAACUGAUGGCUGCGGUGUACUGGCACGUGACCGGGGCCUACACCGAUGUGGGGUGGCUGCAGGUGUCCAGCUCGGCCGUGUGAAAGCUUCAAUGAGGUCGAUGGAGGAGUUCUUUUCUGUGGACUUUUGGUACGAAGGAGAAUAUCCUUAUUUUUUUCUUCCAAUUUUAAUUUAUGAUUUUUACAAGUAAGAUUUUUUAUAUAUUUAUUGGGACGUUUUUAUCAUUUUUGUUAAGCAAAGGGGAACUGCACUUUUUUUUUUUUUUUUGCCUAUCAUUCAUAAUCCUUACGUACGACAAGAACACACAUUUAAAAAAAAAAGAAAGUAUUUUAAAUGAUAAAAUACGGCCAGUACAAAGUGGCUAAUGUUGCGUCUGACCAGUCUUCCUCUCAGGGAAUCCAAGUCACUGGUCAAUCCCAAGUUCUUUCAGAUGACAUAUAUGCAGAGUAAGAAGGACCAUCAAGACAGAAUAGGAAUAUUAUCAAGUUUUACUAAAGCUUUAGGAGACCAGCCCUACGGUCCAUUAAUAGCGGCAUCUAGAAGUGGUCUGAAAGCCAAACGGAAAGAGACAACUUAUUGAAUAGGAAAACAGCCCCCACCCUGCCCAGAAAGGAAUACAGCCUCAUUGUUCUAAUACUGAUAAGGUAAAAAGGGAGUAUACCAUACUCCCACAUUCCAACGCCUUCAAGGUAAGGCACAGAGUUUACUUGCGGACAUAAGAUACAAGCAUAAAGAGUAGACAUGGGAAAAUAUUAGCUGCUUUAAACAUGAAAAUAAAUGCAUUGUCCACACUAACAAUGCAGAGUGUCCAUAAAGCUCUCUAAAAAGUGCCAACAAUACUGCAUUCACAUCUUGUGACCUGAAUAUUAAGCAAGUAUUAGCCAUUUUGUUAUUAUAAGUGCUAACGCAGACAAACUAUUUUGAUCUACCAUGAAUUGAUUAACGUGGACCCCCGACUUAAACUAGUUGAAAAACUUAUUGGGGUGUUACCAUUUAGUGGUCAAUUGUACGGAAUAUGUACUUCACUGUGCAAUCUACUAAUAAAAGUCUCAAUCAAUCAAUCAAUCAAUCACAGUGAGCUAACUAGCUUAUGCUUCUCUAUUGACAUAUUGAGUCGGUGAGCUGCUGCAUCGCCUCUUCGAUGGUGAAAGUCAAUUCUGGAUUAUAAAUCCUGCCUCUCACCUGGAUAGUAGAAGGUUGUGGUCAUAAUCCAUACAGUUGGUCAACUCUGACAUUCAACUUAUAACAGAGUAAGACAUUAAAAAAGUCUUUAAUUCUUCAUCUAAACGUGACGAUGUAAACAUCCCGUAAGUCGGCAGCCCUGUGAUAGCAGACAUUGUACAGUAAGUGAUUGUUUUAUUACAUUAAAAAAAUCUUUAAAUCUUCAUCUAAACGUGACGAUGUAAACAUCCCGUAAGUCGGCAGCCCAGUGAUAGCAGACAUUGUACAGUAAGUGAUUGUUUUAUUAUGUUUGUAUAUAUAUCUUGUUCAGCACUUAGCAAGACUGCUACAUGCUGCUUAGCUGGGUCUGUUUAGCUACUAAAAGGUGCCGCUCAUUCAGGUUUCAAAAAUAGAAGGUUCUGGAUCAUCAUUUGUCCCAAAGUACCGUAAUUUCCGGACUAUAAGCCGCACCCGACUAUAAGCCGCAGGGUUUUGAUGUGUAAUUAGCGUAGUAUAUAGGGGUUCCUGCUACCACGGAGGGGAUUGUCGGGACAGAGAUGACUGUUUGGGAACACAAAGCGUCCCAUUUAUUAACAAUAAAUCUUUCAAUCAUUCAAUCAAACUUUCACAUCUUUGACAUGGCGAACAGCAUUCGUGCAGAGUACAAAUAAUACAACGCUGCAAAGUAAUACAAAGUGCUCGCCUGUACGUUAUCAAAAUAACCAAAGUCAGUCUUUAAUCAUUGUGUCAUCGUCUUCCUCCUGCGUACUAAAACCACCCAAAUCCUCUUCGUCGGUGUCGGAGAAGAACAGGUCGUAUAUAAGCCGCACCCUUGUAUAAGCCGCAGGGACCAGAACGAGGGGAAAAAGUAGCGGCUUAUAGUCCGGAAAUUACGGUACAUUUAUUAUUUAUUAGUUCACUUCUUUGAGAGAUGGCACAACAAAAGAAAAACAUGCGUUCUUGUCUUACAUAAGGAUUGGGAAUGGAAUGAAAUAAGUUUGUUUGGGUCAUAUAAUCAACCAUUUAGUGUGAGCAGUUUAACAGUACAGAUGAGACAUAAUAUUUAACAAUCAUACACAUUUACACACGAAAAAGGAAUAGGCUGAAGCCAAAGCUUAUAUUUGCCUAUCACUGAAAAUAUUACCUGGAACAUCAACAUUAAAAAAAAUCAAUUGGAUGAAAGUGAUUGUUACUACAUUUGAUCAUUUUCACCCCCGUAAAUGAUAGUUUUCUCCUCUUAAUGUAAAUAAGCUAAGAAUGCAAGCUGUUGUUCUUUACUCCAAACAUCAUUUCCAUUGUUUUUAAACACAAUAUCUGAACAUUUGAACACAUUACAACGUAUAAAUAUUAGAUUGGUAUGUUCAUAGUAGCACGA